UUUAGUUUCUGACAAGUCCACUUCCCUGCAUCUUUUGUCACUCCCACCACCACUUCUCUCUUUGGCCUAGUUAGAAAGAAAGAACACACACCUGUGACUUGUGUUACAGAAGCAACUAAAACAUUCUCCACAACAACAAACCUUGAGUUAAAAAAACAACUCUGUUGGUUGUAUCCUCAACCAUUUCCGUCUCAACAUGUCUUGUUCAGUGCACCUCCUUCUCCUCACCUUCUUCCUCCUGGCUUUGCUCUUACACCCUCCAUGUGUUUUUGGUAAUGAUGAGCUUAGAGCCCUUUUGGACCUGAAAUCCAGUUUGGAUCCAGAGGGGCAUUUUCUGUCCUCAUGGACCAUGGAUGGCAACCCAUGUGGCGGUUCCUUUGAGGGAGUGGCUUGCAAUGAGAAGGGUCAGGUGGCAAAUGUGUCUUUGCAGGGAAAAGGCCUCUCUGGGAGGCUCUCACCAGCCAUUGGUGGACUCAAGCACUUGACAGGACUUUACUUGCAUUAUAACUCUUUGUAUGGAGAGAUUCCAAGGGAAGUUGCAAACAUGACCCAACUUAGUGACUUGUACUUGAAUGUGAAUCACCUCUCUGGAGAAAUCCCACCCGAGGUUGGCAAGAUGGAGAAUCUUCAAGUUUUGCAGCUUUGCUAUAAUCAGUUAACCGGAAGCAUACCUACACAGCUUGGUGAUUUGAAAAAGCUUAGUGUUCUUGCUCUUCAGUCAAACCAGUUGGCUGGAGCUAUCCCUGCUAGUCUAGGUGAUUUGGGAAUGUUGAUGAGGCUAGAUUUGAGCUCUAAUAGUCUCUUUGGUUCCAUUCCCACCAAACUAGCUGAUAUUCCUUCUCUGCAAGUUUUGGAUGUUCACAACAAUACUCUCUCUGGGAAUGUACCUCCUGCUCUGAAGAGACUAGAGGAUGGAUUUGUGUAUGAAGAAAACAUGGGAUUAUGUGGGGUUGGGUUUUCAUCCUUGAAAGUUUGCACUGCUUCAGAACAUGUCAAUCUCACUCAACCAGAACCAUAUGGAGCAGGAGUCGGUGGUCUGUCUAGAGAUAUCCCUGAAACUGCUAAUGUAAAGUUGCCUUGUAAUACAACUCAGUGCCAAAAUCCAUCAAAAUCCAAACAAGCAACAUCUAUUACAGUUGGCAUAGUUCUAGCUACGAUUGCAGUAUCAGCAAUUGGUAUUUUGACGUUCACUAUGUAUCGUCGGCGGAAACAAAGGCUUGGAAGUGCAUUUGAUAUCUCUGAAGGCCGUCUUAGUACAGAUCAAGCCAAGGGUAUAUACAGGAAAAAUGGAUCUCCUUUGGUCAGCCUUGAGUACUCUAAUGGAUGGGACCCUUUGGCCGAUAGCAAGAAUUUCAAUGGGGAUAGGCAAGAUGUGUUCCAGAGUUUCAGAUUCAACUUGGAAGAAGUGGAGUCUGCUACUCAGUAUUUCUCAGAGAUGAAUUUGUUGGGUAAGAGCAACUUUAGUGCAACGUAUAAAGGAGUUUUGAGAGACGGUUCUGUUGUUGCUGUUAAGAGCAUCAGUAAAACUAGUUGCAAAUCGGACGAAGCUGAAUUUUUGAAGGGAUUGAACAUCUUGACCUCACUGAGGAAUGAGAAUUUAGUGAGGCUGAGAGGAUUUUGUUGUUCAAGGGGACGAGGUGAAUGCUUCCUGGUCUAUGAUUUUGUUUCAAAUGGAAAUCUGAUGCGCUACCUUGACGUGAAAGAAGGUGAUGGAGAAGUCCUCGAAUGGUCAACUAGAGUUUCUAUUGCGAAAGGGAUUGCUAAAGGUAUAGCAUAUUUACAUGCAAACAAAGCAAACAAACCAGCCCUUGUUCACCAAAACAUCUCAGCGGAGAAAGUGCACAUUGAUCAGCGGUACAACCCGUUGCUUUCAGAUUCCGGCCUGUACAAGCUUCUCACCAAUGACAUUGUCUUCUCAGCGCUAAAGGGUAGUGCAGCAAAGGGUUACCUGGCUCCAGAAUACACCACCACUGGCCGGUUCACCGAGAAGAGCGAUGUUUAUGCAUUUGGGGUGCUUCUUUUCCAGAUCCUCACUGGGAAGCAGAAGAUCACAAGCGCGAUGCGCCUUGCUGCAGAGUCCUUCAGAUUCCCAGAAUUCAUCGACCCGAAUCUGCAUGGCAGGUUUUUUGAAUAUGAGGCGGCUAAACUGGCGAGAAUGGCCUUACUUUGCUCCCAUGAGUCUCCAUUUGAGAGGCCAAACUUGGAAGCCAUUGUUCAAGAACUUGGAAAUUGUAGUAGCUGUCUCUGAUUUGAGUUUUACUUUGACUACUUUAACCAUCAAAACCACACCAGUUUUCUAGUAUUUGGCCACUAGCUCAUGGUCAUGGUGGUGGUGACCUUGUAAGUCUUGACAUUUUUCCAUGUCCUUAAUUAAGGAGUAAGGACUAGUUUUUAUGUGAAUGAAUGCCUUGACAUUUCACAUUAGGUUGUAGCCUAAGGAAGGGAUUUUUAAUUUUUUUAUUUCA
Molecule: messenger RNA, 2465 nt
Organism: Cajanus cajan (pigeon pea)
Lineage: Eukaryota; Viridiplantae; Streptophyta; Magnoliopsida; Fabales; Fabaceae
Product: Leucine-rich repeat protein kinase family protein
Biological process (GO): protein phosphorylation
Molecular function (GO): protein kinase activity; protein binding; ATP binding
Source: RefSeq, a predicted model, not a curated record